AUGGCGGCGGCCACGGGCAGCGCGGGGCCCGCGGGCUCCUGCUUCGUGCUGGGCGCCACGGGCGAGACGGGCCGGGUGUUGCUGCGGGAGCUGCUGGCCCAGCUGCUCUUCGCCAGGGUCACGGCGAUCGGGCGGCGGAAGCUGAACUCAGGGGUGCCCUGGGGGUGCACAGGCCAUAGGGAUAGUGAGGGAUCAGGGGUGCAGGAGGGUGAGGUGGUGGUGGACUUUGAGCGGCUGAAUGAACACGCUGCCGCCUUCCAGGGCUACGACGUCGGCUUCUGUUGCCUGGGCACCACGCGGGCCAAGGCUGGCGCGGCUGGCUUCAUCCGUGUGGACCGGGACUACGUCGCCCAGGCAGCAGAGCUGGCGCGGGCUGGAGGCUGCAAGCACUUCAUCCUGCAGUCCUCCCGCGGCGCGAACGAGCACAGCGGGUUCCUCUACCUCCGUGUGAAGGGAGAAGUGGAGAACCUGGUCCAGGCUGUUGGUUUUGAUCGCUGUACCGUUCUCCGGCCGGCGUUGCUGCUGUGCGCACGCCAGGAAUCCCGGCCUGCCGAGUGGAUUGCCCAGCAGUUCUUUGGCCUUGUGGCGUGUGUGUUCCCCACCGCUUACUCGGUGCCAGUGGAGACGGUGGCAAGGGCCAUGGUGGCCUGCGUGCUGAAGCCGGGCAGGGGGAAGGUGGAGGUGCUGGAGAACAAGGCCAUCCAUGAGCUGGGAAAGGCAGAGCCACAGCAGGGCAGAGAGUAAAAGGGGAGGGCAGGAGAGCAUGACUCACCUUG
Messenger RNA from Tinamus guttatus (white-throated tinamou), 776 nucleotides. The record is from RefSeq and is a predicted model, not a curated record. NCBI's taxonomy places the organism in Eukaryota, Metazoa, Chordata, Aves, Tinamiformes, Tinamidae.